AUGAAUUGGCUCGGCUGGGCCUCUGUGCCCCUCAUCUUCUUUGGUUUCUGGAUGUACACAAGCACGCUGAGCGCGUCGUUCCCCACGCUCCGCAACAAGCGCAUAUUGCUGCUCAUAGCCCACCCAGACGAUGAGGCCAUGUUCUUUGCACCGACUUUGCUAGGCUUGACGCGUCCGGAGAACGGCAACCACGUCAAAAUCCUGUGCCUGAGCAGCGGAGACGCCGACGGACUGGGUGAGAUUCGCAAGAAAGAGUUGGUCAAAAGUGGUCUCAAACUAGGUAUCGGACAUAAAGAUGAUAUAUUGAUCAUCGAGGACAAGUACGCUGCCGGAUUCGACACCAUCAUCACUUUCGACGCACGCGGUGUCUCCUCCCAUCCAAACCACAUAUCACUACACGAUGGUGCACACACCUUCCUCAAGGCCCUCAUGCACCGACACACCGGUUGGGAGUGUCCGAUAAAGCUGUACACCCUCACAACAACGUCCAUCUUUCGCAAGUACCUUGGCAUAAUGGAUGCACCCGGGACGAUCAUCGCUGCAAUCAUGCGGAAGAAAGAGCUUGGCGAGUUUCCGACACCGAUGCUGUUCGCUAGCUCACCGGUCGGUUACAGGAGGGCGCAGAUUGCGAUGACGACGGCGCACGAGAGUCAGAUGCGCUGGUUCCGCUGGGGCUGGAUUACCCUGUCGCGUUACAUGAUCAUCAACGACCUGAAGAAGGAGAAGGUACCGUGA
Molecule: messenger RNA, 735 nt
Organism: Parastagonospora nodorum SN15
Lineage: Eukaryota; Fungi; Ascomycota; Dothideomycetes; Pleosporales; Phaeosphaeriaceae
Exons: 3
Coding region: 1-735 (244 amino acids)
Biological process (GO): GPI anchor biosynthetic process
Cellular component (GO): endoplasmic reticulum
Molecular function (GO): N-acetylglucosaminylphosphatidylinositol deacetylase activity
Source: RefSeq, a predicted model, not a curated record